AUUAUGGCUAAAGUAUUCCGUAUCUGUCAUAUAUUGUGCUUACUCUUAGUCUCAUUUUCAUAUUUAGGAAAACUUUCCGUGUAUGUCAACCAGGAUUACAGUAAAAUAAGUGUAUGGGGUUGUUACCUUGACGAAAACUUAAGACACUACAUCUAUGGCAAAAAGUGCGCAAAUCGAAAGUAAGUGAGACAGGACAGAUAAGAGAGAAGACCGACCCUCCGUUUUCGAAGUCCCUUCCAUGUUUACCUCGCAAGAAGCAAAGCAAAUGUGACGCGUAUCUCAUUGCUGCGAUCUGCCAAGUAUUCCUUGCAUUGAGAACAAAUAUUUUAACCAUGAAGGUGGUAGGAGUCAUUGGUGCUGGGGCAGCAGGUCUCUGUGCUACUCGACACAUCUUGUCCUCAGAGGAGCUGACCCCAAUAGUAUGGGAACAGUCGUCGCAGAUAGGUGGUACAUGGAGGCUCUCGAAAGAUAUUGGGACAGAUAGCAGAGGGUUUCCAGUACACUCAAGCAUGUAUGAGGGCCUGAGGACCAAUUUACCAAAAUUGAUCAUGAAAUUCCCAGAUUUUGACUUUCCAAGUAAGGUAGAAUCUUUUGUUCAUCACUCAGCUGUUCUCAAAUACCUGGAAGAUUAUGCUGAUCACUUCAAUCUUCAUCCAUAUAUUAAACUGGGCCACCAUAUAGAGAAUGUGUCUGUAUUGGAGAGUGACGAAGGGCCUCCAUGCUGGGCUGUUACAGUGAAAGAUCUGUCCACUGAUGUAGUCAGUACUGUCACCUGUGAUGCCUUGCUUGUUUGCAAUGGGCACUACUCCACGCUUCAAAAGCCACUUAUUGAAGGGAUUGAGGAUUUCAAGGGUCGACAAAUUCACAGUCAUGACUAUCGUGAACCAUCACCAUACACAGAUUCCAGAGUUAUAAUCCUUGGUGCUGGGGCCUCUGGGCUGGAUAUUUUAAUGGAAGUAUCUGCUGUUGCCAAGGAGGUACUUCUUUCUCACAACCUGCCUGUUCCCUUCCCUUCUGAGUUGCCUCCAAAUGUCAAACAAGGUUCAGGCAUAAUGAAAGCUUCCGAAAAUGGCUUUUAUCUUAAAGACGGAAGUUUCCAAGAAGCAGAUUGCAUAAUAUACUGCACUGGCUAUAAAUAUACCUUCCCAUUUCUUGAAGAUAAAUGUGGCAUCACAGUUGAGAAUAACCAUGUAAAACCACUGUAUAAACAAGUUAUCAAUGCUUCCUUUCCCACCAUGGGGUUUAUAGGCAUCCCAUCACGUAUCAUUGUGUUCCCACUCAUAAACUACCAGGUACAGUACUUCCUUGCAACCUUAACAGGGAAAACUCGUUUACCAAGGACAGCUGAAAUGAAAUCAGAGAUUGAGGCCUAUGCUGGAGAGAGGAAGAAGCAAGGAUGGAAAGAAAACCAAUACCACAUCUUGCAAAAUGACCAAUUCCAAUACAUGGAAGACCUGGCAACUCUGGCUGGCAUAGAACUGCCUUCUCCACACCUGAAAAAGAUCUGGGAUGUGGUCAUUCCUCGUGUGCUUUUCUCCUUUCCAAUCUUCAAGACCUAUGAGUAUUCCCUUGGAGAAGAUGGGGCAUUAGUUGAGAAGUGGGAGGGCAAGGUAGUCAGCACAUCAUGGGACCUUACAAUACUGAUAGCUAAACAGGUAUCCCGACUCCUGUGGCGCAAUUUUCCAAAGAUUGCAUAUAUUCUGGGCUCUGCAAUUCUUAAGAAAUUAAAGGGUUUUGUUGGGUUGUGAUGAUCCACGCAUAUUUUCAGAGGAAUGGUAAAAUUUUAUGAGUUUAUGUGGGGUAUGUUCUUUUGUAAUUACUGAUGUAGUUACUUUGGCUGAUUACUUACUGGCCAGAAUGAAUUAAAGUGCUGAUAAUGAAGCAAAAAUACUUUAUGACUAAUGCAAAGUGUAUUUUUGAUAACUGUUAUGGCAAGAUAGAGAAUUUUGCAAGCAUUUUAUAUAUGCUGAAUCAGUAGAAGAGCAUUUAAUUAUUGUCAUAAUGAAUAACAAAUUGGAAAAUUAUAUAUUUUAUAUACUCUUGAUCUUUUGUAAUUGUUAGAUAAUUUUAUAUUCUAUAGUUAACCCACCAUCACCAAUGAAAUGUGUUCACUUUAGUACUGUUUUGUGAAAUGUCUCUGCACAUGGAGAGCUCUGCAAGAGCUUAGCGAUAAAGUAGUCAAUUAGUAGUAUGACCUCACCUGAUUUCAUCUUUCCUUGACUUUGUGGGAUUUAUUUAUUUAUUAUUAUUAUUAUUAUUAUUAUUACUAUUUUAUCUAUCAAUAUCAAUGCUGUUAUUUUUAUUAUAGACAUUAUAAUUAUUAUAUUGUUACUGACAUUACUAACAGCAAUAUAAGAUAUCAGGAUUUAUUUAUAAAAAUCAAGGAGACGGUUAAGCAGGUGAGAUAGGUAGUACUCAUAAUUGGCUCAUUGGUGACUUAGUAACGUUUCAGUAUUCUGGCACUUCCACGAUAUGAAACUGUCUGAACCUUCUUUUAACACUACUUUGUUUAUAGAUAAUUUUAGUUCAAAGAAGGCUGACAAUGACAGAUUAAUAUGUAUCUUCAAUAUUUGCUUUUGUUUGACAUGUAAUAAAUGUUAAUGUACUAAAUGCAUGGAAAUACCUGAAAGACAAAAGAUGGCCAUUUAUAAUAAACCCCCAUUAGAGAAUAUGAUGCUAUGAUGCAUCACAAAAUGUUAUGCUAUGAUCCCAUUUGAGGGUAAACAGGGUAUUUUGAAUAUGCAAGGUAGUAGUAACAGUAUUUAUUUUUUUUAUUGAGAAUUUUCUGCCAUGUCAGCAUCUGAGGUCAUUAGCAGUAUAUUCUAAAUACAGUGAUAGUGUGAGUCUUGGUGGCAAAGCCCCCCAGGAAGGAAGUACUAUAUGACAAAGGUCAUAUGGUGCUAUGGUAAAGUAUAAAAGCAAAAAGGGUUAGGAAUGAGUUAAUGAUUAGGGUAAAGUUACAGGUUGAAUAAUACUAGAGGUUAGUAUAGUAGUGAAGAGGGUAGAGAGGGGGAGCUGUUGGGGUAUGUAUAGAUAAAAUUUGUUAAAAGAGGAAGAAGUUAAGGGAGUAGGGAGCAUUACGAUAAAGUAUUAUGGUGAAAAUGGCAAAAAUUUCUUAACUAUUAGGAUAAGUGGGCAGAUCAAGGGGAUGAAAGAAUGCAAAAGGAAAGAAGAAAAGACCAUGCAAAAUUAGUUGAAGAAAGGGCUGAGGACAAGGCUAAGGGUGACACUCUACCUUGGGCCUCAGUGCCCAUCUCCUAAGCCCCCUCAUGGCAACAACCAAGGGAUUGGGGGGGGGGGGGCUUAGUAACAUUAGAGGAGGCUGUAGAUGAAUGGUAGCUGAUCAAUUCUAGCUUUCUCAAGUUCAGUAAAAGAAUCACACAGUCUCUUUGGGUAUCUUUUGCAGAUGUUUUUUAAUUAACUCCUUGGAUCUGUGUACCUUGCUGCCUGCAUGGUCCGGGCAUUAGGCUUAUUUGAGUGGCAAUUCUCGGGUAUGUGGCUUGUAGAGCUAUCCCACACGAACGCUCAUGUGUGGUGUCAAGACUCGUUACCUCCCCUCUGCAAUGUUAUUUAUCCUUUCUUACUUAAAUGUUUUUUUUGCUUUUUUUGCCGUUUUGCAAGAUGUAUAUUUGUCAUUUGAUAUGCUGUACCAAGAUGGUCAUACAUUGUUUUCCUUGCAGUAAAUCGAAAUCUCCCACUUCCUUCAACUUCCUUGUCAGCAUAAUCUCUUAAUUGGUUGGAAGUAGAAGCGGACUUUAUGUACUGUUCGGAAAUCGGUGAAGCGGGCAUGGCUAAAAAGGGUUUACAGCCUGUUAAGAAAAGAAUACUCCACUGCACGAUGAAUAAUAACCAUAUAUAUUUAAAAUAGAUAUCGUGUGGUAGCGCCUUUAAAAUCAACGCUGUGGUAAUUGUGGUAAACAAACUUGCUGUUAUACAUUCAGAAUUUCUUGUGGCGCAGCAGUAACGAUUCCCAUUCCAACGUCGCUGGUAAAAGGUAUGAAAUGUGAAUAAACCUUCCCCUGAGAAGAGUUAACUGGUAUUCAGUGCACCUGCUCGCUGUAUGGCGGUUUAUAUUAUUUUUCUGUAGAGAUAACGUAGCACGGGCUCAUUGGUCAUUCAAGCUACUCAGAGAAAGCAACUAAUCAUAAAUGGAAUAACCUGUGGGAUUAUGAUGAGCCGUUUUGAUUAAAUUUAGCAAUUGAAAGAAUGUGUGUAUGUAAACAAAGUGUAUGGAAUGUAUUAUCUUUAGAUAAUUUUUGAUUGAAUAUAACAAAUGAUAAAA
This is a messenger RNA of Penaeus monodon (black tiger shrimp), 4282 nucleotides long. Its product is annotated as flavin-containing monooxygenase FMO GS-OX-like 2. The record is from RefSeq and is a predicted model, not a curated record. Gene Ontology annotation, molecular function: NADP binding; flavin adenine dinucleotide binding; N,N-dimethylaniline monooxygenase activity. The coding region runs from base 333 to 1748 and encodes 471 amino acids. The transcript is spliced from 9 exons. NCBI's taxonomy places the organism in Eukaryota, Metazoa, Arthropoda, Malacostraca, Decapoda, Penaeidae.